Molecule: messenger RNA, 1831 nt
Organism: Malurus melanocephalus (red-backed fairy wren)
Lineage: Eukaryota; Metazoa; Chordata; Aves; Passeriformes; Maluridae
Product: glutamate receptor ionotropic, kainate 4-like
Exons: 2
Coding region: 46-522 (158 amino acids)
Source: RefSeq, a predicted model, not a curated record
UCUGCCUCUCCAGAUUGUCUCCCCUGCUUUAUUUCAGGCUUGGGAAUGGAGAACAUUGGUGGAAUCUUCGUGGUGCUCAUCUGUGGCUUAAUCGUAGCAAUUUUUAUGGCAAUGCUGGAAUUUUUGUGGAGCCUUCGACACUCUGAGCAGUCAGAGGUGUCUGUGUGCCAAGAGAUGGUGACGGAGCUGCGCAACAUCAUCCUGUGCAAGGACAGUUUCCACCCCCGGCGGAGGCGGGCGGGGGUGGCACGGACUCGCCCCGCACUGCCCGAGGAGCGCCGAGCCCGCAGCACCACCACGCUCAGCAACGGCAAGCUGUGCAGCGGGGGCGAGCCGGACCCCCUGGCACAAAGACUGGCCCAAGAGGCCGCCCUGGUCGCCCGGGGCUGCACCCACAUCCGCGUGUGCCCCGAGUGCCGCCGAUUCCAGGGGCUCCGAGCGCGGCCGGCCGCGGGGUCACCGGCGCGGAGCGAGGAGAGCCUGGAGUGGGAGAAGGCCACCAACAGCAGCGGGCCCGAGUAAUGCCAGGACUGGGGGCACCGGGGUGGGGCGAGAGGGUCCUGUUCCAUUUUACAGAACACGGACUUGUACAAUGUCAACUCGUUUUUAAAUCGAUAGCGGUUACCCGGCUUCUCCGGAGCGAGCGGACCUCGGGGUGGACGCCAAGGCGGGGGCCUGGCCGGAGGUUUGGCUGUGGUUUCGGUGUCCACCAUGGCCUGGCGUGGAGGGAAGGAGGUCCUGAGGCUGGUGGGUGUCCAGAGGUGGUCUCUGGGAAGGAGGGACGCCGUGGGUGUAGCAGAUAUCCCCACCCAGGGGCUGCAGGGGUUCUUGGAACAUCUCCCCUCCGAGGUCAGGAGGAAGGACACUGGCGCUGCCUCUCCAUCACUCACCGGGGAUGCUCUCCAAGGGCAGGGGUGGGACUUUUUAUUUGCCGUGGAUAUGGGCAGGGAGGAGUCAUUAUUUUGGAUUUUUUUUUUUGUUUCAUUUGGGUAUGUCAGGACCCAGUCUCCAAGGCACCAGGUGCUGAACUCUUCUUCCUUUGCUGAGUGUGGAAAGGGGGUUGAAGGGGGGAAGGGGAGGAUGGGAUGGGGUGGGACACGCUCCCUGUGAGAAGCAGCAUUUGUUGGAAGUCCAUCUGAAGAGUUGUUAAAAUUACAUAUAUAGAGAAAUAUAUCUAUACAUAGAUAUAUAUAUAUAUACAUAUUAAAAUGCCAAAAAAAACAGCCAACGAACACAGUGAACUCAAAGAGGCCUUGAAACGCUUGGAAUUUCAGGGGUUCUGUGUCUUUUGUUUCGUUCUGGGGUUAUCUUUCACUUUUUUAUUUUAAUUUUCUGGUUUCGGGAUGCGGGUGGGGGAGCCUUUUGAGGGAGGUGAGGUGGGAGCAGGAGAGAGUGGGGGGCUGCCCAUCCCCAGCAGCGAGGGAGGAGGUGUUGGGACCCCCAAAGUGUCCCUGGCUGUGCUCUGCACGCCCCUGAGGUGACCCUGAGCUCUCCCCAAAUCCGUGACCCCACGGAGCACCCUCGACUUCCAGGGUGAAUUCCAGCCACACAGCAUUUGAGAAAACCAUUAGCCUGGAAUCUCAUGUAAGGAAAAUAUUGACUUCCCUAGAAAGAGCAGCAGCUCACCCUCUGCUUGGUACAGAUGUGGGGUUUACACUGGCGAAUUUAAUUUUCUGAUUGAAAAAAAAAACAAAUUCUAUGCAAUUUCUGGUUGUAAAAGGAAAGAGAUGACAAUGGAGAGGGGCAGGGGAGAUAAAGCCUUGAGUGAAGGUACAUCCUGUUCUUGAAUUGUUUUCUUUUCUUUUUGUCUUGAAUGUACUGAAAUAAAAGA